AUGCUUAUUUCCUAAAGACAACCACUCAUUUAGUUAGAUGAUUUUAUGUCAUUUUUGGGAAGUUAAUGGAUAAAGUUAAAUUAUUUGAACUAAACUUAAUCAAUCGAUUGCCAGAAUCAUUUUGUAAAUUUGAUUGACCAAAACAAAACAAGAAUCAAAAUUGAUUAAGAACAAUUAGCUAAGCUCGAGAUGUCUAAUCAUAAAAUAAUUAUACUAACAUUCUUCAUUUACGGAUACUAUAUCACUUAUAUCGAAAAAUAACAAUUUUGCUUCCUUUUCUUUAAAAAGUUCAUCUAAGUAAUUGACAAAAUAGAAAUAAAAAGUUUGGAAUAUAUAUAAUAGGUCAUAGAGCCUCAGCAUCCUAUUUGUAAAUAAAUUUUGCUUGAAUGCAUUAUAAUGCUUCUUCAUCAAACAAGCUAAUUAUUAGAAACGACUGAAUAAAAUCAAAUGGAGGAUUAUGAAGAUAAUUAUAAUGAUAUUCCAGAAAGCAAGUUAUUUUAUAAAUAGGCUUAUAUACAUCUAGUUGAUUAAAUGAAGGGGGUUUUGUUUAAAUCCUACAAUUAAGGACAAAUAUUGAUCACAAUUUUCAUUAAUUAAUUAUUUUUGAGCGAUGAGAUAUGUGCAAAGAUACAACAAGAGCAUGCAACUCAAAUUCUAUUGAAUGAUACAAAGUUUAUAAUUGAAUUAAUGGAAGAUUAUAUUAGUUGUUCCGAUAAACCUAUUCAUAAUACUAGAUAAAUAAUUAAAUAGACGUUUCUAUCAAAUCAAGAAAGAUAGGGUAAAAUAUCAUAAAAAAUAUUUAAUAAUUUAUAGUAAUUAAAUGAUUAAACUAUUUUAUGCCUUUAAGCUAUAAAAAUAUGGUUGAAUUCUAAAAACCAAACCGUCUUUUUAUAAAUUAUAUAAUUUUUAGAAAAUACUUUUGAGAAUGCUAAUUUUAGCUUUGAAUACGAUGAAUAAUGUAUUAAAUUAUCAUUUGAAAUAUUAAGUAAAUGAUUUACAUUUAUAUUAGCAUAUAUAUAAUCUUAAGUUUUAUAAGAUAAUACAAAUUUUACUGAAGAAAUAUAAGAAAAAAUGAUAUAUAUAUUUCAUAUUUUAUGGACAACUCUAGAAUAACAAACUUCAAAUUAAUUCGAUGAUUAAAAGACUGAAUUUUGGUUAAAUUAUAUCCAUAAAUUAAAUUUACUCCUGAAUCCCUUAACUCCAAAUUCGAAAGAAUCAAAUAACAUAAAAGAAUGUGCUGGUCUAUAUCUUAUCUUAUAUGAUCAUCACAAUAUUAAAAAGUACAUUUAAUCUACAACUAUUUUAUUUCAUUUUAUUGAUCAACUUUAUCCAUUAGAUCAAACUCAAAUUAAAUAAAGUAUUUUACUCUAAAAAUUAAUUAAAUCAUCUAUUGAAUGUAUAGUAGAUCCUUAUUUAUAAGAAAAUGAAGGAAUUAUGUUAACUAUUUAGAAAGUCUUAAAGUAAGUUCAAUUUAUAAGUCCUUAAUUUAAAAAAAAUAUAUUCUAAUAUAUUUGGACUAAAUUGAUUCCUGAAAAUCGAUUUUACUUAGAAGUAUUAUAAAAGGUAGUAACUCUCUAUUUAGAAAAUGAAGAUUAAAUAUUUGGAACUAGAAAUAGCUUUUUUAUUUCAAUUUUAGAAAUGGAAAGUCAUAAGAAAAUUGUACAUCCAUAGAAAUUUCUUGCACUUUUAUAAAUUUGUUAAUAUCUUUGUCUUGAAAAUGCUCCUAUUAAUAUAGAAUAAAUAUUUUCUUAACAUGAUCCAAAUGCUAAUUGUUUAGAAUUAAAGUAAUUUAAAAUUAAAAGAAGCUUCUAAGAAUUUUUUUAAGUUAAUAAUUAUUAUAAUUUAAUAAUAAAUCUUAUUUCUAGCAUUAACAAUCCUAAUAAUUUAGUUUAAUCAUUAAAAGAAUUUAUAAAAUUAUUAUGGUUAUUAACUGAAGGACUUAAAUUAUGUUAAGUAGAUUUUGCAGAUGAUUUUGUUUAAUUCUUAGAAUAAAAACUUUAUUUAUUUUCAGAUGAUUAAAUGAGAGAACUUAUUGAACUACUUUUUGAUUGUUCUGUUUCUAUGAUAAGUAAAUUUAUUAGAUUAAUGAAUGUAUCAAAUACUGCAGAAUAAUAUGGUGAAAUUAUGAUAUAAAAUGAAUUUUGUUUAAAAGUAAAUAUAAUUUUAAUAAUUAGGUACUUGUUGAAACUUUCCUAUUUAACACAACUCCCUCAGAAUAAUUAAGACUUAAGUGUCUAUAAUUUCUAGGUAUAUUAAUAUCUAUGAAUGAUUAUAAUAAGAUGAUUUUUAGAGAAGCCAUUAGAUUGUCAGUAUAAAAUAUUUUAUAUAUUGUUAGAAUUUCUUAUUAUGUAUGAGAAAUUAAAAGAAUAAGAGUUUAUAAUCAUCUAUGGAAGAAGUUUUAAAAAGAUCUUUAUCAUUUAUAAGAAAUGAUUAAAUUCAAAAAUUAAUUUAAAAUGCUCCUAAGGAAUCAUAAAAAAAUAAAGUAUUCAAAUAAUCAGCAUUUUCAUAAUAUGUAGGAACUACUUUAGAAAAUCUAUCAAAUAGUGGUACUGAAACUAAAUUUAAAAGAUAUUUUUAAUUAUUAGGAAAGGAUAGUGGAAUUAUUAUUAAGAAUUACAAAGAUUUAUGUGUAAAUAAAUCAUGGAAAUCUUUUACAAUUUUAAUGGAAUUCAAAAGAGAAGGUUUUCAUUUCAUUAAUUCAAAUGCAAAAACACUUGAAGAUAUAUAUAAAAAAGAAUAGAUAUUAUUUGCAUAUACUGGACAUAUAGAGAGAUAAGAAAAAGGUAAUCAUUAAGGAAUAUCUUAAAAAUAAAAUAUUGUUUAGGUUGAUUUAAUCACAGUAUCAUUGAUCAAUUAAUAAUUAAAAUAAUAAGAAUAAUAAAAUUUAAACUAUCUUUAAAAUAUAAUAAAAAUUGCAAUACUCAAUUCAGAAUUAUAAAUAUAAGAAUUUACAAUAGAUUACACAUAAUAAUCAAAGGAUGAAACUAUAUUACUUAUUUUUAUGUUCGAUGAUAGAAAUAAAGGAAAAUUUUCAAUUAAUAUUUAAAAUUAAAAGAAAAGGUCUUUUUAAAUUAAACCAUUUUUAUCAGAAUACAUUAAAAAGCAUUCUGAUAAACAUCCUUUAAGUGUAAAUAUAGGGUCUUAUUAUUCAAACUAAUAAUUUUAGAGAACAUUUUAGGGAAUCAUUAAUAAUUUUAUUCUUGUUGAAAAUAUAUUAUUGGAAAAAUAAAUUGAAUCAAUAUUUUCAAGGGAUUAAACAAAUUUAGUGACAGUUGUUGAAUAAGAAACAAUGAAUUUCGGAGUAGAUGAAAUUUAAAGUAUAAAUUUAUUAUUAUAUUUUAUUAGGUAGGGAAAUGUAAUACUUAGAUUUCGAAAAAUUUAAGUCUAGUUUUUAAAUUGUAGAAAUUAAAGAUGUUUUGAAAAUUAUAAGAGCACAAAAUGUAUAGGAUUAAAAUUUCAUAAUGACAAUGUUAAAGAAAUAAAUAUAGCAUAAGAUAAGUUAUGAAUAAAAUUAAGAUGUUAAAGUAUUCUAUUAAGGUGUUAAUAUUAUUGAAGAUACAAGUUUGGCUGAAGUUUUCUUAAGUUUAGAGAAUAUUGAAAUCAUUUUAUUCAUCAUAUCCAUUACAACUUAAACUUAUUUUGAAAUUGAACCAUAAGAAAGGAGAUCAUGUAAAAUAAGAAGUGUUAAAGAGGUUUUAUAAAAUGGAUCUACUACUAGCAAAGGAGUUUAUAAAAGAACUAAUUAUUUUGAUUCUUAAUAAAGAUCAUUAUUUUUAGUAAAAGAUUUAAGAAAAUGUAGAGAUGAUUAUAUAAACAGUUAACAAUUUUAAUUGAAUUUAAAGAAAUAAAAUAGUUCAAUAAUUUCAUAAGGUGAAUCUCCAUUAUAAUAAAGAUAAAAUUUUAUUUAACUGGAAUAGAAUAGUUCAAAUUCAAACACUAAUUCAAUAUAAUUAGCUUCAUAAUUUUAAGCUGUUUCAUAAAAAAAUAUUGAUCAAUUAGACCAAACUUCAUUAUUUAAUAUUCCAAUUAUAUAAGUAUAAAGCACUUUCUCUUAAGAAUUAUAAUCACCUUUUAUUAUGAAAUCAAAUUAAUCUGAAUAAAAGCAGAUUUCUCCAGGUGAUUUACCACAUUUUGAAAUACCAAAUUAAAUAAUUUCAAAAGAGAAAUUCACAUUAGAAUAAUUUAACAUAGAUAGAAAAGUUAAAUCUUAGUUUACUGGAAGAAAAAAUACAAGAAAUAAUACAUGUAAUGUAUCAGCAACAAAAGCAUUUUAAAUGAAUUAGCAUCUAAAAAAUUUAGUUGAAAUAUAAAGUGAUAAAAAUAUUAAUUGGCAUUAAUAAAAUAGUGAGUCAAUUAUAUAUGAUUCUAAUCUUUAUCAUUGUGAAUGGAUUAGAGUAAAAAUGUAAAUAUAUGGAGAAUUAAAAAUCUUAGAAAAAGGCAAAAUCCUUUAAUUUUAAAGUGAUGGUUCAGAACGUCCUGAUAAAGAUUUCUACAUUUAUGGAACAAUAGUAUUGAAUUAUUUAAUAUUAAUAGCCUUAUAAUUUAAAAAAGUUGAAGAAAACAAAAAUAAUAAAUACAUCUUAAAUCUUAGAAAUUUAAACUAGGAGAUAUUCACAUAAAGAAAUAGCUAUCGAGAUAUUCUGUAAAAACACAAAGUCUUACUUUUUUGUUUUAUACGAUUAAGAUAGAAGGACAUAAUUCUUUAAUUAAAUAAAAUAGAACAAUACAUUUAAUAUUGUAAUAGAUAAAAGAGCAGGUUUAAAUAUUUUAAUAAAUUUUAGAAUUUUUAGCAAAAGAAUAUACAAAAAAAUGGGUUAAAGGAAAAUUGUCAAAUUUUGAAUAUUUAAUGUUAAUCAAUAAAUAUUCUGGAAGAUCUUUUAAUGAUUUAAAUUAGUAUCCAAUAUUUCCAUGGGUUAUUUGUGAUUAUACAAGUAAAACUAUUGAUUUAGUAAUUUAAUUAUUAUUAUUAUUUAAAAUAGACUAAAAGAGAGAUAUAUAGAGAUUUAGAAAAGAUGAUUAGUAGUUAAAAUGAGGAGAGAUUAAAAAAUUGUAAAAUUAGAGCUGAAUCUUUAAAAUAAACAUAGAAUGAAUAUUUUUUAUUUGGAUCUCAUUAUAGUGUAGCUGCAUAAAUAAUAAAUACUCUUGUGAGAAUAGAACCAUUUACUACUUUAUCUUGUGAAUUACAAGAUGGAAAAUUAGAUUAACCUGAUAGAUUAUUUUUCUAAAUUUCAAACAUUUGGCAAUCUUGUUAAAAUGAUAAUUAAGAUUAUAGAGAAUUAAUUCCUGAGUAUUUUUAUUUACCAGAAUUUUUGAAGAAUAUUAAUAAAAUAUAUUUUGGUCAAAGAUAGAAUUAAGAAUAGGUUGAUGAUGUUAUUUUACCUCCAUGGGCUUCAAGUUGUGAAGAGUUUAUUGAAAUAAAUAGAUAGGCACUUGAAUCUAGUUAUGUUAGUGAGAAAUUACAUAAUUGGAUUAAUUUUAUAUUUGGACCAUAUGCUUAAGGAGAAGAAGCAAGAAAAAGAGAUAAUUUAUAUCAUUGGUUAACAUAUGAUUCAUGUUUAACAUAUUUAGAUAAAUUGCCAAGUUAAGAGAAAUUGGGAUAUUUAGCUUAAAUAUAAUAAUUUGGUUAAGUUCCAUUUUAAUUAUUUGUAAAACCACAUUGGCCAAAAUAAAAAUAAUAAUUAAAUUUAUUUUCACCUACAAAUUUAAUAAAAUUAUUAAGUGAAAAAAAAUUUAUUAAUUCUAAAAGAAUAAUGAAAUUUGAUAAAAAGUUUGCUAUAAAAAUUUAUAGGGAAAGUGAAAAUUUACAUGUUUUAUUGAAUGAUAAAACAGUUUACAAAUUAAAGUAUAAAUUUAAUAUAAAAUAAUUUAGAUAAUAUAAUAAUUAAGAGAGAAGAGAUAGUGAAGAGAAAUUGGCAAAUGCGUCAACAUUUUCUAUUAGAGGAAAUGAAAAACUUCAUUCAAAAGGAUUAUAAUUUUAAUUUGAUGAUCAUGUCUUAUUUGUUUGUGGAUAUUUAAGUGGAGCAGUUUAUAUUUAUAAUUUAUUUACAGAUAAAUCUUAAUAAGCUUAGAUUUGUCAUAAAAUUAAAUUACAUAGGAAAAGAGUCACUUGUUUAUCAUAUUCCUCUAAAUUGAAAAUUUUAUGUUUGGGUGCAAAAGAUAAUAGAGUUACUAUAUGGAAUGCUAUUUUAUCAAAUGAAAAAUAAAUUUCAUUUUUAUCCACUCCAUCUUUAAUACUUUAUGGUCAUGAUAAAACUAUCAAAUGUGUUCAUAUUGAUGAUACUUUAUAAGUUGUAAUAAGUUUGGAUAAAAUUGGGAAAUUAUAAAUACAUUCUAUUAUUUCUGGAUUAUUUCUAUAAGAUUUUAAACUUGAUUUAGCAUAAGGUGAAAAAGUUAAAAAUAUUGUAACAAAUGGAAAUGGAUUAAUAAUUGUAUAUACUAACCAUAAUUAAAUUAUAGCAACUAGGUAUUUAUAUAAUUUAUAAUUAUUAGAGUAAAUGGUUUGAUUAUAUAAAAAUAUUUUUAUAUGAAUAUCGGCAAUAUAACUUAAAUAAAUUAAUUCUUAUAAUCACAUUUAUUGGUAUCAACUCUAAAGGGUGAAAUACUUAUAAUUUAAGAUAUCACUAGUUUACCUGAUUAACCUCCCAUCUUUUUCCAUUUAUACCAAAAUACAUCUAAUAUAGGAAUUGUAACAUUCUCAUAAUGUAUUUUAAAUGUAAUAACUAUUAGUUAUGGAGAAUGAAUCUUUAGUCUUUAUAAUAAGUUUAAUGGAUGGAACAUUACAACGAUAUGUUAUAAGUUGUGAAUAAAGUAAACUUAUUAUUUUAUUUUAUAGAUGUUGAAUUUUAUCAUUAUUUAGGUAAAUUAGGAAUGUGA
Messenger RNA from Paramecium pentaurelia, 6873 nucleotides. The record is from the annotation of a GenBank genome assembly. Lineage: Eukaryota; Ciliophora; Oligohymenophorea; Peniculida; Parameciidae.